UGCUGCUGGCGCCCGGUCCUCAUCCCCAGCAGCCCCCUCUGCAGCUAAGGGUUUACCACCGCAGCACCUCUUUUGCUUCGCCUGCCUCUUCGGCUCUGCGAUCUCGCGAGAGUGGCUGACUGGCUGUGGGGGUUGCGGCGGCAGCAGGCGGAGCCGGGGAGGGAAAGCAGCGGCGGCUGAGGCGACUGAGGCGGCGGGCGGAGCGGCAGGCAGCGGCGGAGCGCAGCAUCAUGGCGGACCGAGACAGCGGCAGCGAGCAGGGUGGUGCGGCGCUGGGCUCGGGCGGCUCCCUAGGGCACCCGGGCUCGGGCUCAGGCUCCGGCGGGGGCGGUGGUGGCGGCGGGGGCGGCGGCGGCAGUGGCGGCGGCGGCGGGGCCCCGGGGGGGCUGCAGCACGAGACGCAGGAGCUGGCCUCCAAGCGGGUGGACAUCCAGAACAAGCGUUUCUACCUGGACGUGAAGCAGAACGCUAAGGGCCGUUUCCUGAAGAUCGCUGAGGUGGGCGCUGGCGGCAACAAGAGCCGCCUCACCCUCUCCAUGUCCGUGGCCGUGGAGUUCCGCGACUACCUGGGCGACUUCAUCGAGCACUACGCGCAGCUGGGCCCCAGCCAGCCGCCCGACCUGGCCCAGGCACAGGACGAGCCACGCCGGGCGCUCAAGAGCGAGUUCCUGGUGCGCGAAAACCGCAAGUACUACAUGGAUCUCAAGGAGAACCAGCGCGGCCGCUUCCUGCGCAUCCGCCAGACAGUCAACCGGGGGCCCGGCCUGGGCUCCACGCAGGGCCAGACCAUUGCGCUGCCCGCACAGGGGCUCAUCGAGUUCCGUGACGCUCUGGCCAAGCUCAUCGACGACUAUGGAGUGGAGGAGGAGCCGGCCGAGCUGCCCGAGGGCACCUCCUUGACUGUGGACAACAAGCGCUUCUUCUUCGAUGUGGGUUCCAACAAGUACGGCGUGUUUAUGCGAGUCAGUGAGGUGAAGCCCACCUACCGCAACUCCAUCACCGUGCCCUACAAGGUGUGGGCCAAAUUCGGACACACCUUCUGCAAGUACUCCGAGGAGAUGAAGAAGAUUCAAGAGAAGCAGAGGGAGAAGCGGGCCGCCUGUGAGCAGCUCCACCAGCAGCAACAGCAGCAGCAAGAGGAGACCACCGCUGCCACCCUGCUACUGCAGGGUGAGGAAGAAGGAGAAGAAGAUUGAUCAAACUGAAUGAAACACACCACACACACAGACACACACGCACACACACGUAUACACAUACGUGUACGCACACACACACACAGCCACACACAGAGAAAAUAUACUGUAAAGAGAGAAAAUAAAAAGUUAAAAAAAAAAAAAAAA
Messenger RNA from Apodemus sylvaticus (European woodmouse), 1340 nucleotides. It is a transcript of the gene Pura, whose product is annotated as purine rich element binding protein A. Gene Ontology annotation, biological process: regulation of transcription by RNA polymerase II. Gene Ontology annotation, cellular component: nucleus. Gene Ontology annotation, molecular function: DNA-binding transcription factor activity, RNA polymerase II-specific; RNA polymerase II transcription regulatory region sequence-specific DNA binding; purine-rich negative regulatory element binding. The transcript is spliced from 2 exons. The record is from RefSeq and is a predicted model, not a curated record. Lineage: Eukaryota; Metazoa; Chordata; Mammalia; Rodentia; Muridae. The coding region runs from base 231 to 1196 and encodes 321 amino acids.